Molecule: messenger RNA, 6795 nt
Organism: Manis pentadactyla (Chinese pangolin)
Lineage: Eukaryota; Metazoa; Chordata; Mammalia; Pholidota; Manidae
Gene: ATRN
Product: attractin
Exons: 29
Coding region: 86-4327 (1413 amino acids)
Cellular component (GO): Golgi apparatus
Molecular function (GO): protein binding
Source: RefSeq, a predicted model, not a curated record
CCCGCCCCGCACGGCCAGGCGAAGCGGAGCCGGCCGUGCGGUGUGUGUGUAUGUGUUCGCGGGGCGCCGUCUCAGCCCCGGGAAGAUGGUGGCGGCGGCGGCGGCGAUUGAGGCGCGGCUGAGGAGGAGGACGCCGGCGACGACAGCGCCCGCGGGCAGGACCGGCGGGCGGCGCCGGGGCUGGGACUCGACCAGGGCUGGGAGGCCGGGGCUGGGGUCCAGGCUGCGCCUCCCGCGGCUGCUCCUGCUGCUCCCACCGCUGCUGCUGCCCUGGGCGGCCGAGGCCGCGGCGGCGGCGGCGACGGUGUCGGGCUCAGCCGCGGCUGAGGCCAAGGAAUGUGACCGACCCUGUGUCAACGGCGGCCGCUGCAACCCUGGUACCGGCCAGUGCAUCUGCCCCGCGGGCUGGGUGGGCGAGCAAUGCCAGCACUGCGGGGGCCGCUUUAGAUUAACUGGAUCUUCUGGGUUUAUAACAGAUGGACCUGGAAAUUAUAAAUAUAAAACAAAGUGCACAUGGCUCAUUGAAGGACAGCCAAAUAGAAUAAUGAGACUUCGUUUCAGUCAUUUUGCUACAGAGUGUAGUUGGGAUCAUUUAUACGUUUAUGAUGGGGACUCAAUUUAUGCUCCGCUAGUUGCUGCCUUUAGCGGCCUCAUCGUUCCUGAGAGAGAUGGCAACGAAACUGUCCCCGAGGUUGUUACCACAUCAGGCUAUACCCUGCUGCAUUUUUUUAGUGAUGCUGCUUAUAAUUUGACUGGAUUUAAUAUCACUUACAAUUUUGACAUGUGUCCAAAUAAUUGCUCAGGCCGAGGAGAAUGUAAGAUCGAUAAUAGCAGCAACAGUGCUCAAUGUGAAUGUUCUGAAAACUGGAAAGGUGAAGCAUGUGAUGUUCCUCACUGUAUAAAUAACUGCGGUUCUCCUCAUCGAGGCUUCUGCAAUUCAAGUGAUGUCAGAGGAUGCUCCUGCUUCUCAGAGUGGCAGGGUCCUGGAUGUUCAAUUGCUGUACCAGCUAACCAGUCAUUUUGGACUCGAGAGGAAUAUUCUAAUUUAAAGCUCCCUAGAGCAUCUCACAAAGCUGUGGUCAUUGGGAAUAUCAUGUGGGUGGUUGGAGGAUAUAUGUUCAACCACUCAGACUACAACAUGGUUCUAGCGUAUGACCUUGCUUCUAGGGAAUGGCUUGCCCUGAACCCAUCUGUGAACAAUGUGGUUGUUAGAUAUGGCCAUUCUUUAGCAUUAUACAAGGAUAAAAUUUACAUGUAUGGAGGAAAAAUUGAUUCAACAGGGAAUGUGACCAAUGAGUUGAGAGUGUUUCAUGUUCAUAAUGAAUCUUGGGUUUUGUUAACCCCUAAAGCAAAGGAGCAGUAUGCAGUGGUCGGGCACUCAGCACACAUUGUCACAUUGAAUGAUGGCCGAGUGGUCAUGCUCGUCAUCUUUGGUCACUGCCCUCUAUAUGGAUAUAUAAGCAAUGUGCAGGAAUAUGACUUGGAUAAGAACACAUGGAGUAUAUUAGCUACCAGGGGUGCCCUUGUCCAAGGUGGCUAUGGCCAUAGCAGUGUCUAUGACCACAGCACCAGGGCCCUGUAUGUUCAUGGAGGCUACAAGGCUUUCAGCGCCAAUAAGUACCGGCUCGCAGACGAUCUCUACAGAUACUCUGUGGACACCCAGAUGUGGACCAUUCUUAAGGACAGCCGAUUUUUCCGUUACUUGCACACAGCUGUGAUAGUGAGUGGAACCAUGCUGGUGUUUGGAGGAAACACACACAAUGACACAUCCAUGAGCCAUGGCGCCAAAUGCUUCUCUUCAGAUUUCAUGGCUUAUGAUAUUGCUUGUGACCGCUGGUCUGUGCUUCCCAGACCCGAUCUCCACCAUGAUGUCAACAGGUUUGGCCACUCAGCAGUCUUACACAACAGUACCAUGUAUGUAUUUGGUGGUUUCAAUAGCCUCCUCCUCAGUGACAUCCUGGUAUUCACUUCCGAGCAAUGUGAAACACACCGGAGUGAAGCUGCUUGUCUAGCAGCAGGGCCUGGCAUACGAUGUGUGUGGGACACAAGGUCAUCUCAGUGUAUCUCCUGGGAGCUGGCAACUGAAGCACAAGAAGAAAAGUUAAAAUCAGAAUGUUUUUUCAAAAGAACUCUUGACCAUGACAGAUGUGAUCAGCACACAGAUUGUUACAGCUGCACGGCCAACACCAACGACUGCCACUGGUGCAAUGACCACUGUGCCCCAAUGAACCACAGUUGCACGGAAGGCCAGAUCUCCAUUUCCAGAUACGAGAACUGCCCCAAGGAUAACCCCAUGUUCUACUGUAACAAGAAGACCAGUUGCAGGAGCUGUGCUCUGGACCAGAACUGCCAGUGGGAGCCCCGGAAUCAGGAGUGCAUCGCCCUACCUGAAAAUAUCUGUGGCAUUGGCUGGCAUUUGGUCGGAAACUCAUGUUUGAAAAUUACUACUGCCAAGGAGAAUUACGACAAUGCUAAAUUGUCCUGUAGGAAUCACAAUGCCUUUUUGGCUUCUCUUACAACCCAGAAGAAGGUAGAAUUUGUCCUUAAGCAGCUCCGAUUAAUGCAGUCAUCGCAGAGCAUGUCCAAGCUCACCUUAACCCCUUGGGUUGGCCUUCGGAAGAUCAAUGUGUCCUACUGGUGCUGGGAAGAUAUGUCCCCAUUCACAAAUAGUUUGCUACAAUGGAUGCCCUCUGAGCCCAGUGAUGCUGGGUUCUGUGGCAUCUUGUCAGAACCCAGUACUCGGGGCUUGAAGGCUGCCACCUGCAUUAACCCUCUCAAUGGUAGCGUCUGUGAAAGGCCUGCGAACCACAGUGCCAAGCAGUGCCGGACGCCAUGCGCCUUGCGGGCGGCCUGUGGCGAGUGCACCAGCGGCAGCUCCGAGUGCAUGUGGUGCAGCAACAUGAAGCAGUGUGUGGACUCCAAUGCCUACGUGGCCUCCUUCCCUUUUGGCCAGUGCAUGGAGUGGUAUACCAUGAGCAGCUGUCCUCCUGAAAAUUGCUCAGGCUACUGUACCUGUAGUCAUUGCUUGGAACAACCAGGUUGUGGCUGGUGUACCGAUCCCAGCAAUACUGGCAAAGGAAAAUGCAUAGAGGGCUCCUAUAAAGGACCAGUGAAGAUGCCUUCCCAGGCCCCUUCAGGAAAUUCCUAUCCCCAACCCCUUCUCAAUUCCAGCAUGUGUCUGGAGGACAGCAGGUACAACUGGUCAUUCAUACAGUGUCCAGCUUGCCAGUGCAACGGCCACAGCAAAUGCGUUAAUCAGAGUAUCUGCGAGAAGUGUGAGAAUCUGACGACGGGCAAGCACUGUGAGACCUGCAUAUCUGGCUUCUACGGUGACCCCACCAAUGGGGGAAGAUGUCAGCCAUGCAAAUGCAAUGGGCACGCGUCACUCUGCAACACCAACACGGGCAAGUGCUUCUGCACCACCAAGGGAGUCAAGGGGGACGAGUGCCAGCUGUGUGAGGUAGAAAAUCGGUACCAGGGAAACCCUCUCAAAGGAACAUGUUAUUAUACUCUUCUUAUAGACUAUCAGUUCACCUUUAGCCUAUCCCAGGAAGAUGACCGCUAUUACACAGCCAUCAAUUUUGUGGCUACACCUGAUGAACAAAACAGGGAUUUGGACAUGUUCAUCAAUGCCUCCAAAAACUUCAACCUCAAUAUCACCUGGGCCGCCAGCUUCUCAGCUGGAACCCAGGCUGGAGAAGAAAUGCCUGUUGUUUCAAAAACAAACAUCAAGGAAUACAAAGAUAGUUUCUCUAAUGAGAAGUUUGAUUUUCGUAACCACCCAAAUAUCACUUUCUUUGUUUAUGUCAGUAAUUUUACCUGGCCCAUCAAAAUUCAGAUUGCCUUCUCCCAGCACAGCAAUUUUAUGGACCUGGUACAGUUCUUUGUGACGUUCUUCAGUUGUUUCCUCUCUCUGCUCCUGGUGGCUGCUGUGGUUUGGAAGAUCAAACAAAGUUGUUGGGCCUCCAGGCGUAGAGAGCAACUUCUUCGAGAAAUGCAGCAGAUGGCCAGUCGUCCCUUUGCCUCUGUAAACGUCGCCUUGGAAACAGAUGAAGAGCCUCCUGAUCUUAUUGGGGGGAGUAUAAAGACUGUUCCCAAACCUAUUGCCCUGGAGCCGUGUUUUGGGAACAAAGCCGCUGUCCUCUCUGUGUUUGUCCGGCUCCCUCGAGGCCUCGGUGGAAUCCCUCCUCCUGGGCAAUCGGGUCUCGCCGUGGCCAGUGCCCUGGUGGACAUUUCUCAGCAGAUGCCAAUUGUGUACAAAGAGAAGUCAGGAGCUGUGAGGAACCGGAAGCAGCAGCCGCCUGCACAGCCUGGGACCUGCAUUUGAUGCUGGGGCUGGGGACUGUCCGUGAGUGAGGUGUGGCUGCCAGGGCCUCUGCAGGGAAGGAGCAGGCAAGGAAAGGCUGUGUGAAGCGGGCGGAAGACUGGAACUCUCGGAGCGUCUGACUCAUCUGCAUGUUCACAAGCUUUCUUGGACGGUUUCUCUCAUCUGUGCGCCAGCAUCUAACCUUUUACUUUUGCAUAGGAAAAAACUGAUUUAAUUGCAGGUCCAGGGGCAAUCCGGCAGUUGGAGGACAGGGGUAGAGCCAGUGAGAGAGCUCAGGCUGAUGCUCAGGGUCGCAUGUGGAAAACUUCCUGGGACUGUCUCGACUGUGCAAAAAACAAACAUGUAGUGUUUACAAGUAGACAUUCGCCAUCUGUUGUUCUGAAAUGUGGUCUUUUAAAAACCAGUCAGAUGAAGUGACAUGUUUUCAUCAUCUGAAGCCUGCUAUCUUUUUUAAAAGAUGUGCUACUUGCACGAUUUAGGCAGCUCUCUCUUCCAGGGAGUAGCUUUUUUCUAGUUGAGAAUUAAUAAUGGUCCAUCUCUUUUGAAUCAUAUCAAACUAAGAUAGAAGGGGGCUAUUUUAAAUGUCAAGAUCAGCAGUGUUACUUAGAAUGUAAACUGAUGUAAUAGGUAGUUUUCUAUAGCAACUUGAUUUAGUCUUAAUCCACUUGAAAUUCUGUCUCUCACAUGCAUGCGUGCAAACGCACGCACACACAUACACACUAAGUGCCUAGACUUUAAAUAGAUCUAGCAAUUGGAAAGGUAGUAAGCCUAAGUUUUUACAUAAUUGCAUUCCUACAUUCUUACAAAAUUUAAAUAGCUACCAUUGGCAAUCUACUCUUUUUCUAAAAUCUAACUUGCAGCCAGGAAAGAAUUUUCUCACCCCAAGGAACGUUUAACAUAGCCGCAGGAACCAAGAGGACAUUAGAAAUGACCUAACUGUGAAAGUUCUUGUUUGUAUUGUCAAAAAGGACAUGAAAUAAGGUGUGGUCCCCGUGUGCCCUCUGCCCCAGGUCACUUCAGGCCUGCUGUUGGCUUCAGCCCUUCUGGCCACUCCUGCCAGGGCACCACAGAGGAAGAGACUUGCAUGUUGCGUGUCUCCCUCAAGCAGAAAAGAGUAUGACAGCACUUGGGACUCCUGGAUUGAAGAGCAACAGUGUGUUCCCAUAGCCUCCUCACACUGCAAGUGGAAUUGCACACCUGGGAAGGGACAGUCCCCUGUUGUCCAGCAGAACCUGCCCAAAGCCUGGAGAAGGACCUGGAGCUGUUUGCCCUCCUCUCUCCAGGAGAGGCCAGCAAUCCCAGCCUCCUUCCCGGAAGCAGGCAGUGGCCGUGGAGAGGGCCGCAAAUGGUGAUAAAGAUGAAAAGCACAUGGAAAAAAAGGAGGAGGAGGAAGGACUAUGCUAAACAGCAAGUGCCCGGUUGAAGUGGGUCCCUGCUCCUCUCCCCAUGGCACUGCCCAGAUGUUGAGUUGGCCUUAUCUGUGGUGUUCUGUAUUCUGGCAUUAUUCAGCAGCCUCCUGAGAUCUCUUCUUCAAAACCCAGGGUUCUGUCGCAGUACUCUAUUGGGAUGGACCUUUAGACAACAAUGCUUAAGUCUGUGAAUUUGGAAAAAUUAAUACUCAAAAGAGCAAAGGCUGCGGCAUUUCACCUUCAAAUGCAGUGCCUAGAGAGAGAGAACUGUCUCUUCCCCAGUGCUAACCCCAUGCCCUUGAAGAGUUGCCUGGAAAGAUGUUUUCAAGGAAGUUGAACCAUAGAACACUGAUGUACAAAACACCUCUACUUUGAGGCUUGCCUCUCAGAAAGCUGCUUUUUCACAUCAUUGUUAAAGAGCAGACAGUUCUAGAAAAGACCCCUCCUGUUCUACAUUCCCCAUAUCCCUCCAGAUCAUGGCCCCCACAGAGAGCCUGCCAUGAACUGGCCCUUUGCCCCCUGUAAUUGCCACAAGGCCUCUUGGUAGACAGAGGGAGGCCACUAAGAGGGUCCUCUCACUAGGAAAAUCCUUGUUUGUCCAAAAGACCAGUAUUUCCUUGACCAAAGGAAUCCCUUCUCCAUGGGUGUUCCAUACCUUUAAAUAACAUGCACCAUGUCACAUAGCCACCUGGUUAUUUAUUUUUCCUAAAAGAUAAUGUUUAUUUUUAAAAAGGAAGGAAAGAAGGAGCAAGUUUUGUUUAAUUCCACUCCAACAGUGGAGUAACAGCUGAUCCACCUGCUUUUCCUUUGCAGCCACUAGCAAACAGCUUCCUCCAGGCUCAGGCCCAGAGGAAAGGAGUGACAGGAGAAAGAGGCACUCAGCUUAGAGCCAGUUACCAAGAGAGUCACAUGGAACUUCAAAGAAAUGCCUGCGUGUCACGGGAGAGCCUGUAUAUAAAUUAAAAUAGUCAUGAAAACAUUGAUAUGCUUGUACAUAACUUAUACAGUAGUGCCCAGAAUGUUCAGACAUUCAGAGUGUACAUAAAACAGAAAACUAUC